CAAAAAGACUCAAAACUCAUGAGCCCGUCAAUACUGAUCAAAAACACCAAUGAUGAGUACAGAGACACUGAUAAGAUCUCAUCCGAUAGUCCGGUAUCGGGUUUCGAAGUCACCCUGCGCGGGAAAAUAAUAUUUUAAUUCAUGGGAAGUGAAGGACCAGGAUGCUGUUGUGAUUCUGGAGAAAACUCCCAUCAGACCGGACACACUACCUGAGCUGCUGAAGAGAAGUACCUUGAAUUUGGAUAUGAGAAAUGAUGUGUACAGCACAUAUCAGCUACAGGCUCCAGCUCAACUGAAUGGUUGCUCUGUUAAUUUUUGUAUCUGUUAUAGCAGUGGAGCCCAACCCGACCCAGUGUUCAAAACAGAAAUCAAGACAACAGUUGUGUGCCCUGCAGCAGAGAAGCAUAAAAAGAAAUAUUUGCGUCAGGAGAUUUGUCUGGUUGAAGAAUCCGGGGAGUAUUAUCGAAACAUCACCCUGCCGUACAUCAGCGGUCAGAGCUUCAGUGUGCAGUGGGUGCACAUCUUGGGCAAGAACGCUGAAGCCGAUCGGAUUGUUUUUGAAGAUCCAGACCCCAAUGCUGGCUUUGUCUUAUUACCGGAUUUCAAGUGGGACCAAAACUCGAAGACUUAUACUUGAUUGCGGUUGUCUACCGGAGGGACAUUAAAAGUUUGAGGGAUCUUACAUCAGAGCACCUGACAUUACUGUAAAAUAUCCACAGCAAAGGAGAGGUGAGCUGUACUGAGUUACAGAUAAUUUGUCAAAUUGCAUUAAGAAUAUAGAAGGAACUUUUGGUCUGCACAUAAAAAUAAUGAUGCAAUUGCUCUUUUGUCCAGCAGAUGUCACUGUUGAUCUGAGGAUUUAGACAGAAAGGGACACCCUAUUUUCUCCUUGUCCACUGUUUACCUUGUUUUUUUGAGAGCAUGUGCACAAAAAUAAAUGACACCAGUCUGAGCCAUGGAGUAGCAGUUAGUACUAGGGAUGCAAACUGUUCACCUUAUAGCUAGUCAUCUUUUCUGAAGCUAAUUUGGCAAAUUUUUGGGGUAUAUUUUUCAAUAUUUUCCUUAUUAAAAUCACUUAAGAGGGUUACUUUAAGCUUAAACACUUAAAAAAGCUUUAAAUACAACAAACAAAUUAACUGAAAAUAUACGUCUGAAACACCUUCUAUGACUUUCUAACUUUUGUCACCUCUCAUGAGUUUGCAUCCCUGUAGUUCUUUAGACGUGUUGUUGAAGUUGUGGUGCUCAUUUGGGAAGUACAGGUUCAAUGCCAGCUGCAAUACAUCCUGAUUACGACAAAAGCCUCAAAAAUACAAGAAUAAAAAUACCGACAUAAGGAAAAAUGACAAAAUAUGUUUUUUCCAGGUACAUUUGUGAAGUUUAGCAUGGCUGCAUUUAAAUCAAAUUCAGAUCUUAUCUGUAUCAACAAGACACCAUUAAGCAGGAGUACAGCGUUCCUCCCAGCAAACUGUGCGUAUAUCUGCACUAUCAGCCCUCAUACUAUCACCUCCAUGUUCAUUUCACCUCGCUGGACUACGAAGCUCCAGGCUGUGGGGUGGAAAGAGCCCACCUGCUUUCAGAUGUCAUCCAGAACUUACAGGCAGAUUCCAGUUACUAUCACAACCGCUGCCUGACUUUCCCUCUGCGAGCCGAUGACGGUCUGCUCCUCAGAUUCAAAGAUGCCGGAAAGCUCUAGAGACCAGUGAUCUCUGAGGGCCUGACCACUUUUUGUAUUUUUGAGUUAACUUUGUUAAACCAUUUUUUAAAUUUUUUUUUUAAGAUUUUCUUGUUGUAUUGUGUCAGUGUGUACAGUGUACAGGUUUCCUAUUGAAAUUUCUAUCAUCUUUUGGAACCGAUCCUAAUGAAAUCAAGUACGAGUCUGAAAUGAAACAAUUAAGAUUUACUGCAUGAAUAAUUUCUGACUGGAGUCCUGUUGAAUAUUGUGUUUGUAUUAGAAUAAGCCAUUGCUGCAGUACAGAUAGCUUUUAAUGAUGGCCUAAACAGCAUUUUAUCCUGUUGUAAACCUCAUAGUCCUAGUGGGAGCAAUGUGUUAGCAAAGAUCUUGGUGUUUUGUUGUUUUAGUUUACUGUAAUCCUACGAGAAA
This is a messenger RNA of Myxocyprinus asiaticus (Chinese sucker), 2101 nucleotides long. RefSeq names its product m7GpppX diphosphatase-like. Gene Ontology annotation, biological process: deadenylation-dependent decapping of nuclear-transcribed mRNA. NCBI's taxonomy places the organism in Eukaryota, Metazoa, Chordata, Actinopteri, Cypriniformes, Catostomidae. The record is from RefSeq and is a predicted model, not a curated record. The transcript is spliced from 5 exons. Gene Ontology annotation, cellular component: nucleus; P-body. Gene Ontology annotation, molecular function: RNA 7-methylguanosine cap binding; hydrolase activity. The coding region runs from base 245 to 637 and encodes 130 amino acids.